UAAAGCGCGUCUUUUAAAAUGGCGAAAAAAUCGUUUCCUGUGGCUACAUGGCAUCAUUAAAAAUUGAUGCCCCCAUCUGUCCGGUUAUUUUUCUAUCAAUGCAUUUAAACCCUACAUUUUAGUCAACAUUUUUACAUAAGAAAAUAUGUAGAUGUCCAAGCGGAUCGCCGACUUCCGAUUUGUUGUACGACAAGUCAUAACAUGUCCAGUGCGUCCGUCUUACCGUCUUCUCCCGAUCUCGGCUGCUUGCCAAGGGUACCUGACGUAAUGCCUGAAGUCAGAAUUUAAUUUUAGGCACGACGAUGGAUUCCUGAAUUCAUUGUUGCAUUCAAAGUUAAAGCAAUGGGGACAUUGUAUGAAUGUCUGAAAGAAGCAAGGCUAGAAAAAUAUUAUGAAAUAUUUCGAAUCAAUGGAAUAACUCGCUCAGAAGCUUUGGCAAGACUUGACCCAGCAGAUUGCGAUGCUAUCGGGGUCACUUCUCCCCAAGAUCGUAGACGGCUGAUCGACCUUAUAGAAAUCAUCAAAUCUGUGAAUGACGCAGACCCACUGUAUAUUUCAUCAGCACCACGACAGAGUCCUGUGACAAACAAGAAAACACCGCUAAAACGGAACCGUGCCCCAGGGAGUGGGGGUGGGGAUUACACCGGUCAGAGAUUGACCCCAACAAACAAUGUACGGGUGGUGGAGAGGUCUCGCUCUUCACCCUCCCAGGCACAGGCACUGGGGUUCUCUAGCAGUGACGAAGAAUCUGAGGCAGAUUCAUCCGAUCAAUCCGAUUAUGAACCAGCCUCCAAACAUCUAAAUCCUGCCUCUCCUGUCGUUAGAAAGAGAGCCAAAAACCGGCGUGUGAAACAGACUGGUUAUAACUAUGGAGUGCCAACAAAUGUUAGCUCCUCUGUCAGAAGUUCAAGAUCAUCUUCAGCUAAACAUGGGGGUGGGGAUGAAAAAAUAAAAGUUUGUGUUCGUAAAAGACCUUUGAAUAAAAAGGAGAUAAAGUGUGGUGAGUCGGACAUUGUGGCAGCAGUCAGCACCACCACGCUAGUGGUCAAUGAACCGAAAGUGGCAGUGGAUCUGACCCCACACACACUACAGCAUGAAUUCAUUUUUGAUGAAGUGUUUGAUGAAGCCUGCAGCAAUGAAGAUGUGUACAUUCGUGCGGCCAGGCCUCUUAUCAACUGUAUAUUUGAAGGAGGAAGUGCGACCUGUUUUGCGUAUGGACAGACGGGAGCGGGUAAGACGCAUACUAUGAUUGGCUCACGGGAGGUGCCGGGCCUGUACCUGCUGGCAUCACAUGACAUCUUCUCCAUCAUAGAGUCCGGGAGAUAUGGGCAGGGUAUUCGUGUCUGGGUCAGCUAUUUUGAAAUUUACUGUGGAAACCUGUAUGACCUCCUGAACAAAAGAAAUAGACUCCAUGCUCGUGAGGAUGGUUCCCACAAAGUGUGCAUUGCCGGUCUGACAGAAACCGAGGCCACGGACGUCCAGUCUCUACUGCAGAUUUUGGAAUAUGGUAAUUCUGUUCGGAGUAAAGGAGCAACUGGAGUAAAUCCGGACUCAUCUCGCUCCCACGCCAUUCUCCAGCUGGAAGUCAGAAACACAAAUGACAAAAAACUUGGACGAAUGUCUUUCAUUGACCUGGCGGGUAGUGAACGAGCUUCUGAUGUGACUGACACAGACAAACAAACUCGCAUGGAGGGAGCCGAAAUUAACCAAAGCCUCCUGGCGCUGAAGGAGUGUAUUCGCUCCAUUGACCAGGAGAGUAAACACAAGCCGUUCCGCCAGAGCAAGCUAACCCACAUCCUGAAGGAUUCCUUUGUGGGGAAUUCCCGUACCUGUAUGAUCGCUAAUAUCUCCCCCAUCCAGUCCUCAUGUGAACACACACUCAACACUCUCAGAUACGCUGACAGGGUGAAGGAACUACGACGUGAAUCCUCCUCAGGGAUGAGAGCCAGCACAGCCAGUAACAUCCUAAUGAACAUCCCACUGACAGCGCCAUCUGUGUUCCAGCCUGGAAACAUCCUGUGUUCCUCCACCCCUAUCAAACCCAAAGCAACCAGACACUCCGUGGCCCGGGCAUCCAUGCAGGAUCUCCAUCUGGAUCCCAAUGAAACCCCAAUCAAGGGUCACGGGGUCAAGAGGAAGACCAAGCCUGCGUCUGCCUCCUCCUCAACCUCCUCUGUCACCAAACCUCAGAUCCGAAAGCCUAGUGCUACUGUGGCUAGUCGCCUGUCAGUGGUCAGGCACACACCCCCACCCCAGGAGACAAUGAGGGUCAACCCCCAGCAACAGCGCCCUCUUGAGGACAGUGACUCCAAUCACACUGACUCAGACUCCUGUAAUGUCAGCGAGAAACGAAAUGUGAAACCAACCAAAGACAUUCAUGUGAUAAAAUCUACAGACACAGAAAAUGAUUUCCCUACGACUGAUUUCAAUAAUGAGGUGGAACUGAAUGACUUAAACAGAACAGGAGGACAAAAUGGUCCUCCUGUUGGUGAUGUUCUACAGAGUGUGCCCUCGGUGAAAAAUGCUAGAGUUCAUUUGUCUUCCUCCGGUCACCCUUUACCUGUCAUUGAGAACCAAGAAUAUUCAAAUCCUAGCGCUGGUCGUUCGUCCAAACACAGGGGGGCCUCACCUCAGAGGGGGACCUCACCACAAAGGGGGACCUCACCUCAGAGGGGAAACUCUCCCCAAGGUCCAUCACGCCCUAGUCCUCCCGUCCUCAGAAAGAAGAUUUACACAGAUCCUUCUACUCAGUCCUCAUCCAACAUGGCUACAGAGGCAAGUCAAAGAAAUCCAGUCAGGAACUUACCCUUGAACAAUAACUUUAUGACAAACACCAACAAUAACGUCCCUAGGGUGUCUGAGGUGUCUCAGAAUAACUCAGGAAGGACUGAGAAUUCUGGGAAACCUGUGCUAAGACAUUCCCCUGUAUCGCUGGAAAGUUUUGCUGAUGAUCUGUUGUUUGAUGGGGGUCCUGGUCCCUCCUCUCCGUCACAGAGAACACCUAGAACCCCCGGCACUGGGGAUAUGAACUCCUUGGUGUUGGGCCUCAGUAGGGGGAACAGCGUUCAACUGAAGACCCCACAGGACCCCUCUGUGGACCCCGUUCUGCCUGCUGUCAUGACAGCAAAGAGUAGUGACUUGACAACAUUUUCACAAAGGUCUCCUGGCAGAUUUGGAAGAUAUAACCCGAAUCCCCCUCCCCCUCCAUUUUCCCUGGCCCUGGUAAACCCAACAGAAUCUCAACCCCGAAUACUACGUACUCCGCCCCCCUGUCAACCUGAGGUUCAGGAUGGGGUAGAGUACUACACUCCUCCCCGCCAGUAUAGGGACAGGGAUACCCCUCCCACUCAGCAGAAUCGGAACUCAAGCCCGUAUCAGAGGUACGAUGAACGAAGAGUUCCAACCCCAAAGGAAACUCCUCCCCAGGAAAGGAGGAAGCUAGAUGGCAGAGGUACGCCUGGGUCUGAAGAUGGGUACCAGUCAUAUGACAAUUCGGGCAACAACGAGGUCGAGUUCACUCAAAACGGUCAGUAUACUGGAUCUAAUAUUGAACAUGAUGUGGAUGAUGGACAUAAUGUAGACAGGAGGAAUUCAGGACAGAUGGACAGUGAGAAAAGAGAUGGACAGUUUGUAGAUUUUUACAACGGACAAGAGAAGCCCUCAUUGGUUGAGGUGGACCCCCUCUCCACCAAUGACUGGUACAGCACCCCUGCUAACCUCGCAGUACACAUCUACUCCUCAGUCCAAAAGUCGACCUCCAACCUAGACUAUCACCUUCACCCCGCCACGGUGCAGACUAAACCGGACCACGAGAUGCCAGAGAAACCUUUGGAGGCUGACAAGGACAUAAAUGACAAGUUUGAUACAGGUCUCAGUGAGUUUCUACCCAUUCAGAAAAGAUCUGGUUACUAUGAUGAUAAACCUGCUACAUCAAGGAAAGAUGUGGCCUCCAGAUUGCGGUCUGUAUUUUUUAAAGAUGCCUCAGAUAGACCACAGCAGCCAUCAACUACCGUCCCUAGUCCUGUUUAUAAAUCUAACGUGUCCUCAUCGAGUGACUACAGAGAAGCAACAUCUACACACACCACGGCCAGGCAAGACAACACACAGACCAAACACAGGGGGACGGACGACAGGAGUGGAGCCGACACCUCGGGAAGCAGUCAGAGUUCCUCCAACAGAUUCAAUAGCUCUGCUAUCAAAACAGAGAAGCUGGAGGGAGGGGGUAGGACAGGCUCAGCCUUUCUCCCCAUUCACCCCCAGCCAGUGACCAGCACCCCAGUCACCAAACACCUGGUUGACCCAGGGACCAAGGGUAAGCCUGUCCCCCAGGACUCGGACCAGGAGCCCGGGCAGGCAGAGGAAGAUAGUCCCCAGACAGACAACAGGCAGAUGAUUAUUUCUGCCCAUGAGGAACAGUUAGCAACAAUUACCUCCCUUUGUAAACAGGAAAUGAAGCUGUUGCUUGGGGCCAAGGCAGGGCAAAGAAAUGACAGCGAGUACAUUAGAAAAAUCAGCCACAUUUUGACUCAGAAACUCAAGGCCAUUCAGAUCCUACAAGACAAGAUAGAACACUACCAGUCAUCGACCGUCUCUUACUGAGAACGAGGCUCCAGGACUGGUCCAGGAUCACCCACUUACAGCUCGUCUAUAGGCUCGUCUGUGAUUGUUUAAAACACGGGACAGUGACGUGUACUUUACUGCAGUGCCGUAGAACAUUUAUUAAAUUUCUGAAAUGUUUCAUGAGCGUAUUUGCAGAAGAAAUAUAUCCAUUGUGAUUGUAAUAUUAUCGUAAUUCCGUCCAACAAUUUCAUAAAACAUAGUAUUUCUAAUGGGAGAAGUUUUUUUUAAUUUUUGUAAUGAGCAUCUGAGGAAUUGACGUUUUCUUCCGUCAUAAAUCUGCAAGCUCCUACAAAUAAAUUGGGAGAAGUCAAGAAGAGGUCUAAACUCACAGCUGUACACUCUCCACAGGCAGCCAACCAACUUCCUCUUUUUUUCUGAAACAAAUGAUGAGCCACACGGAAAUGUGUUUUGAUAUUGAAAAUAAUGCAGUGAAAUUGUAAUCAAUAUUUACGGCUCGUCAACUGCUACAUGCUGACAUUUGAUCACAGUCACAGUAGCUAGUCUAGUAGAUGAAACCCGCCCUAUCAUUUACAUGACAAUGUAUUAACGAGGAUGGAAAAAGGGAAUAUUUGUAUUUUUUUUUUACCUAAAGAUGGUCAUUUGGUCAGACCAUUUUCGGAUGUUUUUCAGUUGCUUAACUUUUGAAAGCUCACUCAUCGGUCUUUACAUGUACCAGACGGGAAGUGAACUUCAUUAGUGUCCAUACUGCUUCCUGUAAAACAUACCGGGAACGCCCCUACUGGACUGAAUGUCGCGUUCUGGAAAUGUUUCUUCUUACGAGAAGCCUUAUUAUACUAGUUCACUAUAUGGUGGUAAUGGGGGGGGGGGGGGGGGGGUUGUCACACUGUACUGAGCUAGAUAUGAUAAGGUCAAAUGUAUACAAGUGGACUUGCUCCAGUCACCUGACUUCGUUCAUAAAAAUAUAUAUAUUAAAAUAUAUGGUGAGCCACAUAAUCAUAUAUUAGAACCAUUUUAACACGAGCUUGGGCUUUGGGUAGUUGUGUCAAACAGCAAUGUGACGUAAGCUUGUCUAUUUCAUUGUAGGCCACUCAGUCAUGGCUCUUUCAAAUCAACAAGAUUUGUCUGGCUUUUGAUCUAGAUCUACGCAAUUUGUGUAUAUUUCAUGUGAAACCAGCGUCAUUCUUGACUUUUUUUAUGCAAGAAAAAGAUAGUUACAUCCAUCCGAAAGUCCAAGGUCUUGUUAAAAUGGUUCUAGCACUUAGUAAAGCUUUUUAAGUGUGUAGACCAAUAUUUUGGAGAAAGGGUUUAUUUUCUUUUGUAUCUGGUCACGUGAUAUAAUCGCGUUUGGAUGGUCUCCGUUUCAUACAGUGUUCCUUGUUACGUUAAUUACAUUGUUUAGUUUUGUGUUAAUGAAAUUUAUUUAUAAUAUAUAACUUUAUUUAUUUACAUUUGUCAAUAUCUCAGUAUUUCAUGAGAAGAAAUUAAAUAAUGACAAUUUUG
Molecule: messenger RNA, 6081 nt
Organism: Magallana angulata
Lineage: Eukaryota; Metazoa; Mollusca; Bivalvia; Ostreida; Ostreidae
Product: kinesin-like protein KIF24
Exons: 11
Coding region: 343-4599 (1418 amino acids)
Biological process (GO): microtubule-based movement
Molecular function (GO): ATP binding; microtubule binding; microtubule motor activity
Source: RefSeq, a predicted model, not a curated record